Messenger RNA from Nycticebus coucang (slow loris), 2646 nucleotides. RefSeq names its product solute carrier family 43 member 1 (gene SLC43A1). NCBI's taxonomy places the organism in Eukaryota, Metazoa, Chordata, Mammalia, Primates, Lorisidae. The transcript is spliced from 15 exons. Gene Ontology annotation, molecular function: L-amino acid transmembrane transporter activity; neutral L-amino acid transmembrane transporter activity. The coding region runs from base 355 to 2064 and encodes 569 amino acids. Gene Ontology annotation, biological process: transmembrane transport; neutral amino acid transport. The record is from RefSeq and is a predicted model, not a curated record.
CUUGCCGGGGUCUGGGGGUCCUUUCUGGCGCUAGAGGCCGGAUGUGGGCCAGCGGUGCUUCAGAGCGCGCUCUGCCCCAAGCUGACCUCUGGGGACUUGGGGAAGUGCAUUUUUGGCCCCCUGCAGCCGAGCUCCGCGCGCCCUGGCCUGGGUGGGAGAACCCGGCAGCGCGCCAGGAAGCUGCAGCGCGCAGACAGGACCUUCCUUGUCUCCGAUAGUGACCCGGCGGGGGCCCAGCACCUCGUGCGCCCCUAGCACUGCUGGUGCGCGUGGAGCUGGCUCGGUGGCAUCGACUGGAAAGCCCAGGGCUCUAUGGGGCCUCCAUGAAGGCCCCUUCGCAGGCUCGCGGCCGGCAUGGCCCCCACGCUGCAGCAGGCGUACCGGAGGCGCUGGUGGAUGGCCUGCACGGCCGUACUGGAGAACCUCUUCUUUUCCGCUGUGCUGCUAGGCUGGGGCUCCCUGCUGAUCAUGCUCAAGAAGGAGGGCUUCUAUUCCAGCAAGUGCACAGCUGAGAACAACAACAACAACACCACCACCACCACCACCACCACCACCACCACGCAGGAUGAGCCCCACCAGUGGCCGAGCUGUGCCUGGCAGGAUGAGAUGCUCAACCUGGGCUUCACCAUUGGUUCCUUUGUGCUCAGCGCCACCACCCUGCCCCUGGGGAUCCUCAUGGACCGCUUUGGCCCCCGGCCCUUGCGGCUGGUUGGCAGCGCCUCCUUCGCCGCAUCCUGCACCCUUAUGGCCCUGGCAUCACGGGACACUGAAGUUCUGUCUCCAUUGAUAUUCCUGGCCCUGUCCCUGAAUGGCUUUGGUGGAAUCUGCCUAACGUUCACUUCACUCACUCUGCCCAACAUGUUUGGGAACCUGCGCUCCACGUUCAUGGCCCUCAUGAUUGGCUCCUAUGCCUCUUCUGCCAUCACAUUCCCAGGAAUCAAGCUGAUCUAUGAUGCUGGUGUGGCCUUCGUGGUCAUCAUGUUCACCUGGUCCGGCCUGGCCUGCCUUAUCUUUCUGAACUGUGCCCUCAACUGGCCUGUUGAAGCCUUUCCUGCCCCCGAGGAAGUUAAUUACACAAAGAAGAUCAAGCUCAGUGGGCUGGCCCUGGAUCACAAGGUGACAGGUGACCGCUUCUAUACUCACGUGACCAUGGUGGGCCAGCGGCUGAGCCAGAAGGCCCCUAGCCUGGAGGAGGGGAAUGAUGUCUUCAUCUCAUCCCAGGAUAUUCGUGGUACCUCGGGAAAACUUCCUGAGAGGUCUGUCCCUUUCCGAAAGAGUCUCUGUGCCCCCAUUUUCCUGUGGAGCCUCCUCACCAUGGGCUUGACCCAGCUGCGGAUCAUCUUCUACAUGGCUGCCAUGAACAAGAUGCUGGAGUUCAUAAUGCUCGGCGGCCAGGAGCAGACGACAAGCGAACAGAGCCAAAAGGCAUCAGAGACAGUUGGGUUCUACACCUCUGUCUUUGGGGCCAUGCAACUGUUGUGCCUUCUUACCUGCCCCCUCAUCGGCUACAUCAUGGACUGGCGGAUCAAGGACUGUGUGGACACCCCGGCUGAGGGCACUGGCCUCAGAGAUGCCAGGGAUAGCGUUGCCACCAAGUCCCCCAGACCACGCUACCGUAAGAUCCAGAAGCUCACCAAUGCCAUCAAUGCGUUCACGCUGACCAACUUCCUACUUGUGGGUUUCGGCAUCACCUGCCUCAUCAGCAACUUACACCUCCAGUUUGUGACCUUUGUCCUGCACACCAUGGUUCGAGGUUUCUUCCACUCUGCCUGUGGAAGUCUCUAUGCUGCAGUGUUCCCGUCCAACCACUUUGGGACGCUGACGGGCCUGCAGUCCCUCAUCAGUGCUGUGUUUGCCCUGUUACAGCAGCCACUGUUCAUGGCCAUGGUGGGCCCCCUGCAAGGAGACCCCUUCUGGGUGAAUUUUGGCCUCCUGCUCUUCUCACUCCUUGGAUUCCUGCUACCUUCCUACCUCUUCUACUACCGUGCCCGGCUCCAGAAGGAGUACACUGCCAAUGGGGCGGGCCCACUGAAGGUGCUCAACAGUCCCGAGGUGACUGCAUAGACUCCUGAGGCCGAGACCUGGACAACAGGCAGCAAGGCCUGAGCAACCAAAGGGAAUGCCCCAUGUGGCUUUUCUACCUGUAACAUUCACAUAGAGCCAGGGGCUAUGGAUUUAUAAAUAUCAAGAGUUCUAUUUUUGUAAGGACUUGACAAAAGGAAAAAAAGAAUCCCUAAAAAAAAAAAAGUCCCCCAAAGCAGUGCUCCAUUGACUGAAGACAGUCUGUGCUAGAGGGAUUAUGCCUUCUUCCUCUAUGGACUGGAGGACACCAGGGUAUGGGGUACCCUUUCUGCAGCCUUCGUCCUAGGGGCUUGCCUCCUGGCCCCUCAUGGUGCUUGUGCGAUCAGUGAAUGGGCUACCCGCCUCAGACCCGGCUGCCAAGAGUGCAUGCAUGCAUGCAUGUGUGUGUGUGUGUGUGUGUGUGUGCAAUGCAACCUUCCCUCAGAAGAAAGGGGCCUGAGGUGCUGGCUGUGUCCCAGGUGGGGUGUAGUGGGUAGGUCCCUUCCAGAGGCUGGAGGGCAGGUUCCCUCCCUGGUGCUGCUUCUUGCAAGUCUUAGAGGAAAUAAAAAGGGAAGUGAGAGACUG